Monopterus albus (swamp eel) is the source of this 3904-nucleotide messenger RNA. RefSeq names its product adenosine A2b receptor (gene adora2b). The record is from RefSeq and is a predicted model, not a curated record. Gene Ontology annotation, molecular function: G protein-coupled adenosine receptor activity. The transcript is spliced from 3 exons. Lineage: Eukaryota; Metazoa; Chordata; Actinopteri; Synbranchiformes; Synbranchidae. The coding region runs from base 482 to 1597 and encodes 371 amino acids. Gene Ontology annotation, biological process: vasodilation; G protein-coupled adenosine receptor signaling pathway; adenylate cyclase-activating G protein-coupled receptor signaling pathway. Gene Ontology annotation, cellular component: plasma membrane.
GAUUCCACCCUCACGAGUGAUCGCAUGCGCGCGCUGCUACUCAUGUUGUGAGGACACGCAUCUGUUUACACAUCUACAUGUAGAACUCGCCUUCAAGUCCCUGUGACAUGGAUAAUUAGAUUUUCAAUAGUCUGGUGGUUCUGAUUAAGUGUUAUGGUUACGGUAAAGUCCUCCAGACUGAUGGAAACAACUGUGUGAGCAUCUGGACGUGUUUGAGGCGGGGCUUCACUGUGAAAUUGGAAUUUGGUCUUGCGUUUCUCACUUCACUUAAAAAGUGCUGUGGCGGAGACGUUGCGUGACUGCGCUACACAUCGUGAGAUGCCGCUCAGACUUGCCGCAGCUCGCUCACUGUUGAUGUGAAAAUAUCCCGCGAUGAUGUGCAGGUUCGUAAAGAUGGUUGGAGCUGAAGCAGACACUUGUGGAAUAUUCCUGCACUACAGCAAAAAGACUUCUUUACCUCUCUGGGACUAGAAACGGGGUUAUGGGUGGCCCGUCUCUCUGUGAACAGCCCGCAAGUUUGAGUCCUUUGACACACUUUGCUGAGAUGAGUACGUACUACAUCGUGAUUGAAGUAGCAAUUGCUGUUCUCUCAAUAUCCGGCAACAUACUGGUGUGCUGGGCUGUCGCGAUCAACACCACUCUGAAGAACGCCACCAACUAUUUCUUGGUGUCCCUGGCUGUGGCUGAUAUUCUGGUCGGUUGCCUCGCCAUCCCUUUUGCCAUAACCAUCAGUACCGGCAUAUAUCUGGACUUCUAUGGAUGCCUCUUCCUGGCCUGUUUUGUCUUGGUACUGACACAGAGCUCCAUCUUCAGUCUUCUUGCUAUUGCAAUUGAUAGAUACCUGGCUGUCAAAAUUCCUCUGAGGUACAAGGAGUUAAUGACAGGAAAAACUGCCAGAGAGAUCAUAGCCAUUUUAUGGAUCCUCUCCUUUGUCAUUGGCCUCAUCCCCUUCUUUGGCUGGAACCUGAAGUACUCCAGCUGCAGGAACAGCAGCUCUGGGUCAGACAACACUAUAAACGCUGGCCUCACACAGGGACUGAGUGGAGGAGAAGACUCACUACGGAGCUGCAAGCUCAAGUGUUUCUUUGAGAGUGUGGUGGACAUGCACUACAUGGUCUACUUUAAUUUCUUCGUGUGUGUGCUGCUGCCACUGUUCAUCAUGCUGGGCAUUUACCUGAAGAUCUUCACUGUGGCCAGGAACCAGCUGAGACAGAUUGAGCUCAGGUGCGUUGGCAACGGGGACAACCAUCACCAAGGGCUGCUGCAGAAGGAGAUCCGGGCUGCCAAAUCCCUCUCCAUCAUUGUGGGACUGUUUGCUGUCUGCUGGCUGCCUGUCCACAUCCUCAACUGCCUCACACUGUUUUACAAGGAGCUGCAGAAGCCGCCGGUUGUCAUGUACGUGGCCAUCAUUCUGUCUCAUGCCAACUCUGCAGUCAACCCCAUCAUCUACGCUUACCGUAUCCAGGACUUCAGGAAUACCUUCCGCAAGAUCCUGACACAGCACUUCCUGUGUCACAGAGAGGAGCUGUACCUCAACUCCAGCGGCAGCAGACGCAACAGAGACCAGAUCCACAUGACCAUCGACCCUCUGCUAUAGAGUGUCGUACAGAGGAGGAGUAUCUGUGUCAGCUCUGUUGUUCCAGUGUUGAAUUUUACAUUCACUGAGGUUUAUAAUGUUUACAGAACAAAGACAAACUGACAUCAAAUGCGCCUUCAGUGUGGACAUUUAUUUAUGAAUCGUGCCGAGCAUCAGGGGUCGAGCAGUGACAUGUUGAAUGCUGAGUCUUACAUAACUUUUAUAUUAUGAAGGAUUUUUGAUUAAAAAAACAGAUUGAAGCUAACUGGAUUUGUAAGACUGAACAAUCCAAACAUCAAGUUUUAUUUAUCACUCUGAAUCCACCAUGUUACUCUUCCAGUGUUUGAUUAUUUAUUUAUUUCAAGACAUCUUUGAGAAUGUAAAGAUCAUAAAUCUUUGUGUGGCUAUAUCUGUACUUGUGGACCUAGAAAGGUACAAUAGUAGUUGUCUACAUCCUGCAUUCAUACUCAUGACCACCACAUGCUUAAUGUGCAGAAACUACCCAUUUUCUUUGUCUUUUUUUAUUGAAGAGAAACAGGAGGCUAUGGUAUUUUUCAUAUCAAUGUCCAAAAUAAAAGAUAAGACAUGCACAUACAUAUCUUUGUAAAGAAGAAAUGUUCUUCAGCUGCUGUCUCAGACUAAGUGCCAGUGUUUGCAGGUGUCCCUGUUGCUUCGCUAGUAAUUCCUCCACAUGUAAUGUGUGAACAGGCAGAGGGACACAGCAGUCUACACAGGAUCAAACACAACAGGGACUCUCCUGCACAGUACAGAAUGCCAGUAACUAAACUAGGAGAAAAGGGAGGAAACUGCAGGCAUAAACAGGGAAAAGAAAUGUAUUUUCUAUCUAUGAACUCUCUCUCCAGAUCCAAAGCAGAGUGGUUCUGUGCAUGAUUUGAUUCAGACCCAGAAAUACGUAAGUAGUUCAGCAAAACACACCUGCAGUGGGGCUCAGAAUCGUUUCCACGUCUCUUAAGAUAAAAGCUCAGGAAGUGGGAAACUGAUUGUGCCCUCUAUGGAAAUACUGCAUCAGCGUGGCAUGUUUUCAGCUGCUUUGUUUUGAGCCAAGUGAUGACAUAGUGUUAGCAUAUGAGCCAGUCGAAAAUCUGAUACUUCAAAUAAAUGCAGGUUUUAUUCCUCAUCAGCCAGGCUUUUGGUACACAUGUAUUUAAAGGCUUACCUCACAUAAAGCACUGACGGUUUGAUUCAGUUAGGUGUGAAUGAAUGUCACUUGCCUUAAGUCACCCCCUCCCCUCAGACAGUCAGGCCUCCCUGAGCUGCUGCAGUCGCUGACUGAACUGAGACAAACUGUUUCAUUUGACAGAACAAUACAUUUUAAGGGUGAAAUCUCAAAAAACAUUGCACUGAGGACUCAUUGUAAUCCAACUUCAAAUAACUGAACACUCUUCUCUUUUGUGAGGUGGCAAAAAUGGACAACCAAGUUCAGUUGACCCCAGAAUAACCAAUUGUUUUAAAAGGUGAGCUAGAUAACACUAAUGGUCUGUUUUCAAAGCAGAGUCUCAGAAGAUACAGCUGCGACGCUGCUCUCCACCGAGUCGGAUCUAGCACCUGAUGCUUUGCGCCUUCUCUGCAGGGGUGUGCUGUUCAGCAUUGUUGUCAAUCAGUCUGUUGAGCUUUUCAAGAGAGAGCUUAGUGAAUUUAAUCCGAGCAAAGCAGAAUUUUAUUUGGUGUGUUGUAAGUUAUGUGAAAAUGAGGAUGUUGUUGGUUGCCAUCACUACACAGACAAAAACACAUUUUACUGACGUUUUGGGUUAUUUCCCGUUUGAUGUGCUUCACUAAUGAUGUUGAACCAUGUUGUGUUGGCAUUUAACAAGUGUUCUUAAGCUAAGCACUUGUCUCCACUGCUUUACUAUCUCCUCUCAUUUACUGUUGUGUCCAGUGUAAACCCCCCACCCCCCUAACUAACUUAAAGGGCUAAAAUACAGGAGUGUGCCAACAUUUUUGUACAUUCCAAUGGAGACAUCUACACUGUAACUCCACUGUAACAAAUUAUUGUCUUUGUAGACUGUGGUGUAAAAAUAAGUACUGUAGAUGUCCGGCUUUCUACAAAGUAUUGAUGUCAAACUGCUGCCUCCUUUUGUGAAUUUAAAGGUAAGAUGGACAAUAACGAGUGGAUCUAGCGCAACAUUCCUGCCUUUCAUUCCAAAGUACCUACUGUAUCUGUCAAUGUGCUGUAGUGUUGUUACUAAUCAGGAAAAACUGCCACUGUGGUCAAGCCAAUGUUCAACCUUUCCAGAGGCCAUUCUCUCUUUCAUUCAAUAGAAAUAUAGCUGCAAACAGAUACUGCUAUUUAACAUGAUGCAAUUUGUA